Molecule: messenger RNA, 636 nt
Organism: Oppiella nova
Lineage: Eukaryota; Metazoa; Arthropoda; Arachnida; Sarcoptiformes; Oppiidae
Source: the annotation of a GenBank genome assembly
AUGUCUAGUGAGACUGGCUAUCAUUUUAAAGCAAUAAGUUGUGAAUCGUGUAAAUCGUUUUUCCGAAGGAAUGCAUUGAGAAAUGCCGAUUCAUUCAAUUGCUAUUUGGGAGGUAAUUGUUCAAUAAAUGUCGAAACCAGAAAGUGGUGUAAAAAGUGUCGUUUGGAUAAAUGUUUGGCCGUCGGAAUGAAAACGAAACUAAUAUUUACUGACAAACAAAAUGAAGUCCGGAAACGGAUUGUCGAGGAAAACCGAGAGAACAAACGGAAGGUUAUGGACAAGAGUAGAGACGACUCUGUGCUCAACUCGACUACCAGUCCACCACCAGAUGUAUUGAAUAUGGAGAUAAAUAUUUCACCGGAAUUGUCAGACAGUACUAGUCUGUUUAUUGACAGUAAUGAAUUGAUUUCAAAUGAAAUUAUACCAAUCGUGAGGCCGAUCACCGAUCAUAGGAAUCAGUUCAAUGAAUUGGAAAGUAAUAGAUUGAGUGAACUAUUGGGUGCCCUAAAGUGCAAAUCCACUGAUCAGUAUUUAUACCAUAAGAAGUUUUUGCAGAAUAUGGGACUCGAUUACGAUUCUGACACCAUUAUCAUUGAAUUGCUAUUGUACUCUUUAACCCAAACCGACCAAAUCUAA